AUGUACAUUUCUACAUCAUUACAUGACGUCAUAUUGCAGAACCAGAAUGGUAUUGGGUAUCCGUUUGGAGAUCCCAUUUUUGGAGGAUUUGGCCAAAUUGAACGUGUGUCUGUUCCAACCCAUGGAACGACGGUAUACGUGGCUGUGACAUCAGGAGGGAGUGCAACGAGCUUAAAAGUUUCAUACGUCACGAAGUUUGUCAAGGAGGCAAUAAAACGUUCUGUUGGAGACUCAUUGCAAGCAGCAGUUCAGCAUUCACUCCCAUGGCAUGUCCAAUUAAGAUAUACCCUAAAUGAUGGUUCUUCCCGUCACUUUUGCAGCGCUGCUCUAAUCUCAAAAGAAUGGGUUGUUACAGCGGCACGAUGCUUCCCGAAUGGUAUUAAAGAUAAAUUAAAAUCUGGAAGCAAAUUUUUGAUCAGACUUGGUGGCCAUAACAUUGAUGAACAUGAUUUGCAGUUGUUGCCGUUUGGUGAAGAAGACAUGUUUAUACACAAAGACUACAAUCCAGUCACAAGAGAAAAUGACAUUGCACUUAUUCAUCUGAGGGAAGACGCGUCCAUUUCUUUAGCAAUCCAGACUAUCCAACUGCCCAGCGGAGAAAGCAGUAUUACUAUCAAAGGAGGGCUGGCGGCCACGCUGUCCGGGUGGGGAAGCAAUAACCCAACUGGAGAGUUGCUAGAGGCAACUGUGUCCAUGAAAACGAUUGGGUUCUGGUUUCUUUGA
Corticium candelabrum is the source of this 723-nucleotide messenger RNA. RefSeq names its product chymotrypsin BI-like. Bases 1 to 723 code for a protein of 240 amino acids. The transcript has 2 exons. Gene Ontology annotation, molecular function: serine-type endopeptidase activity. NCBI's taxonomy places the organism in Eukaryota, Metazoa, Porifera, Homoscleromorpha, Homosclerophorida, Plakinidae. Gene Ontology annotation, biological process: proteolysis. The record is from RefSeq and is a predicted model, not a curated record.